Molecule: messenger RNA, 1356 nt
Organism: Aspergillus clavatus NRRL 1
Lineage: Eukaryota; Fungi; Ascomycota; Eurotiomycetes; Eurotiales; Aspergillaceae
Exons: 1
Coding region: 1-1356 (451 amino acids)
Biological process (GO): pyrimidine nucleobase biosynthetic process; UMP biosynthetic process
Molecular function (GO): orotate phosphoribosyltransferase activity; orotidine-5'-phosphate decarboxylase activity
Source: RefSeq, a predicted model, not a curated record
AUGGAAUCGCCUGCGUCGUUCGAGUCUUCGUCCUAUCGAGGCAAUCGUAUUGUCGCCUAUUUGCAAACGCUAGCCAGAGCUAAGAAUGGCUUACCACACGGUGUCCCUGUCUGCGUUUGCCCAUCACAUACAAUCACCACCACGAAGGCUCUCCUCGAACUCGCAUCCUUGCUCGGUUCUCAUAUUGCGAUCUUGCAAGUUCAUGCAGAUAUCAUCGACGAUUGGAGCGACGAAACCGUCCGGCAGCUGACUCUCCUGGCCAAGAGGCACGCAUUCUUGAUCUGGGAGAGUGGUCGAAUCCUUAAUGCCACCGUCGAUGUUGUUGGAAAUCAAAAGUCCGAGUCGAGAGAGGUGAGGAAUGAGAUGGUGGAUUUGAUACGGAAGAAAUACACCAAGGGUGUUGUCAAGGCGGCCUCGUGGGCGGGCAUCGCGACAGCAUGGGCAUCCGGUGUCGCUGUUGGUAGUCAGGAAGCGGACAUUCUGAUUCCGACGUUAAAGGCUGCCGCUCGGGAGGCUGUCGCGGACAGCGUGCAGACUAUCCGAACCGAGAUCACGGCCGUCAACACCCCGAGUGAAUCUUAUCUGAACGGGCCUGAGGCCGAACUGGAGGAAGACAGCGCCGCGCAACAACAUCUGACGCUAGACUAUGCUGUGGAUGAUAGUGGUCUUGGCCUUGCGCUUCGGAAGUCUUCGACUAUUUCCCUUACGCAAACCAUUACUCAACACACAGAGGAUUCGACAGAAUCGCUUCUGGACACUGUAACGCAACUACCGCACGAAACGAUCUCACAAACAGACAUCCAACACAUCUCUCAUGGCGACGACCUUCCGCCUCCACCUCUUCUGGCACGUGGGCUUGUGCUCUGCCUGCCAUCUGUGACCGACACUUCAUUCACCCCCGAAUACCGACAGAGCUGCCUGGCGGCUGCGCGUGCCAACCAAGACUUUGUCUUGGGAUUUAUAUGCAGUGAGCCAUGGCACAUCGUAUCUCAACACGAUGGUAUCUUCAAUGACCAGUCCUCUGAGUGGGAUGAGCGCAAUGGUUGCGAACCAUACAGCUCGGAUGAAACACCGGCAUGCCUUGCUAUCUUCUCCGUCAUCUCCCACAAAAUCAACAUGCUGGCGGGCCACGAUGAUGGGGAUGAGAGCGAUGAGGAAAUGAGCCCGACCACCCCGGUGGCUCCAAGCUUACCGUCGAGGAUCACGAGCCCACUAGCGUCAAAGCUGCAUACUAUCGUCGGGCAGGCGAUCAAACUCCGAGAAACUACCAUGAAGCAUACGGUGAAUGGACAAUUGAGCUCGAACUUGUGGAAUUCCACUCGGGUCAUGCACGUUCCCGUGGUGUCAUUACCCUGA